GAAGCAGCAGCCGACGGGAGCCUGGACCCUCGGCUGUCAACCGGGCAAAAUCGAGCUCCCAGACCAGAAGAGACGCCACUGCAUGAUCGCAUCGAUCAUUUUUCAAGAUGCCGCCGGCCCCAGAGGCAGACACAAUCCGCAUUCUAGUCUCAACCGAUAAUCAUGUUGGCUUCGAGGAACGAGACCCAAUCCGCAAGGAUGACAGUUGGCGGACCUUUGACGAAAUCAUGCAGCUCGCCCGCACUCGGGACGUCGACAUGGUGCUCCUCGGCGGCGAUCUUUUCCACGAUAACAAGCCGUCCCGCAAGGCCAUGUACCAGGUCAUGCGCUCGCUCCGGAAGAACUGCCUCGGCAUGAAGCCUUGCGAGCUCGAGUUUCUCAGCGACGCCGCCGAGGUCUUUGAGGGCGCCUUCCCACACGUCAACUACCAGGACCCCGACAUCAACAUCUCCAUCCCCGUGUUCUCGAUCCACGGAAACCACGACGACCCCAGCGGCGACGGCCACUUCUGCUCCCUGGACUUGCUGCAGGUGGCGGGGCUGGUCAACUACUUUGGCCGCGUGUCCGAGGCAGACAAUAUCCACGUGAAGCCGAUACUGCUGCAAAAGGGCAAGACGAAGCUUGCCCUGUACGGUCUGAGCAACGUGCGCGAUGAGCGCAUGCACCGCACAUUCAGAGACAACAAGGUCAGGUUUUACAGGCCAAACCAGCAAAAGGCCGACUUCUUCAACCUGCUGGUGCUGCACCAAAACCAUUACGCGCACACUCCUACCAGCUACCUGCCCGAGAACAUGCUGCCAGACUUCUUGGACCUCGUCAUCUGGGGCCAUGAGCACGAGUGUCUCAUUGAUCCCCAGCGGAACCCCGAAACCGGGUUCCACGUCAUGCAGCCAGGCUCGUCGGUUGCCACAUCCCUGGUUCCCGGCGAAGCUGCCACCAAGCACGUUGCAGUCCUCAAGAUCACGGGUAAGACCUUCGAGGUUGAGAAGAUUCCCCUCAAGACGGUCCGGCCUUUUGUCACUCGGGAGAUCGUUCUGGCCAAUGACAAGCGCUUCAAGGGGCUGGAGAAGAAACAGGACAAUCGUCAAGAUAUCACAAAGCGGCUCAUGUUGAUUGUGGAGGAAAUGAUCGAGGAGGCUAAUGCGGCUUGGCAAUCAAUACACGGCGGGGAUGAUGAGUUGGACAUCGACGAGCAGCAGCCGUUGCCUCUGAUCCGGCUCAAGGUGGAAUACACAGCCCCCGACGGCGCAAAGUUCGAGGUCGAAAAUCCUCAGCGCUUCUCCAACAGGUUCGCUGGGAAGGUGGCAAACCAGAACGACGUCGUCUACUUUUACCGCAAGAAAACGGGGACAGCAAGGAAAACCAAGGAUAUGAAGGCACUCCCCGCGGGCGUGGCGGAAAAUCUCGGGUCCAUGGAUACGAUCAAAGUCGACACGCUGGUGCAGGAGUUCUUUGCCCAACAAUCACUCAAGAUCCUGCCGCAAGCGCAGUUUGGAGACGCGGUCAACCAGUUUGUCAGCAAGGACGACAAGCACGCGAUAGAAAUGUUUGUUAUGGAUUCGCUCUCUGCCCAGGUCAAGGGGCUGCUGCAGCUGGACAGUGACAAGAUUACCGAGGGUCUCGACUCUCAUAUCGAGGAAUUCCGGAAAGUCAUGGAGCAAAACUUCAUCUCGGGCCAGCAAAAGCAAGCACAGCGGAAAAGGAGGUUCAAAGAGAGGCCGGAACACUGGGACUCGGACCUGGAUGGUCACUGGACAGCUCAGGCGGACGCGAUCGAAGAGGUUCCCGGGUCCCCGGAUCCUGCCAUCAGCCGGCCGGGCCGUGCCCGGCCCACCUCCGGGGUUGCGUCCAAUGAUGAGGAUGGCGAGCUGUUCGGUGAGGAGCCUGCAGCAGGAGCCGCUGCGCCUCGGCGGACGGCGACUGCAGCUACAGGAACGUCGAAGAGGGCAGCCUCUGCCCAGAAGACAGCGGCUCCUGCAAGGAAGGCGGCCGCUCCCAAGAAGGCUCCUGCGCGUGGUCGCAGGAAAGUGAACCCAUUCCACGACAGCGACGACGAAGAAGAAGAGGAAGACGUGAUCAUGGAAGAUGACGAUGCCGAGCCAGAGCCUCCUGCCAGAGCGCCACCCCCCAAGCCCACGCGGGAGACUCGGGCCCGAGGACCUGCCAAGACUCGCCAAACCACACUGAACUUCUCGCAAUCCCAGAAGCCGAAAGCGGCGCAGAACGCAAUUGAGAUCAGCGACGACGAGAUUUCUGACGAUGAUGCGUUCGAGUCGAUGCCACAGACGAGAAGCAGGCGGCGUUGACGGGGUAGGGCACAGGCGUGACUUGAGAUGACUUGUCAAUGUCGAUAGGAGAUGUCCCUUCUACUUGGCUGUACCUCAGUACGAAGCUUUGGCAGAGCAGAUUAGAGCAAAACCGCAGUCAAGCGCCCUGUGAAGACUGUCCUGGCUGUCCCCGCGUUUGCGUCAAACCAACCCUUGCAGUAAAGUAACUGAUGACUAGGAGGGAGAGUACAGAGUCACCACUUAGGUACACCUUAGUCCUUCUAAUCAAUCACGUGACUC
This is a messenger RNA of Thermothielavioides terrestris NRRL 8126, 2567 nucleotides long. RefSeq lists its product as uncharacterized. The transcript has 4 exons. The record is from RefSeq and is a predicted model, not a curated record. Lineage: Eukaryota; Fungi; Ascomycota; Sordariomycetes; Sordariales; Chaetomiaceae. The coding region runs from base 108 to 2306 and encodes 732 amino acids. Gene Ontology annotation, biological process: mitochondrial double-strand break repair via homologous recombination; double-strand break repair via nonhomologous end joining; mitotic intra-S DNA damage checkpoint signaling. Gene Ontology annotation, molecular function: 3'-5'-DNA exonuclease activity; DNA endonuclease activity; manganese ion binding. Gene Ontology annotation, cellular component: nucleus; Mre11 complex.